Molecule: messenger RNA, 2424 nt
Organism: Oncorhynchus tshawytscha (Chinook salmon)
Lineage: Eukaryota; Metazoa; Chordata; Actinopteri; Salmoniformes; Salmonidae
Product: homeobox protein Hox-C8a
Exons: 2
Coding region: 300-1082 (260 amino acids)
Biological process (GO): regulation of transcription by RNA polymerase II
Cellular component (GO): nucleus
Molecular function (GO): RNA polymerase II transcription regulatory region sequence-specific DNA binding; DNA-binding transcription factor activity, RNA polymerase II-specific
Source: RefSeq, a predicted model, not a curated record
UGACUGUGUGUCAGAGGGGCUAGCCGCUUUAGCAUCAACCAUGCACGACAUAAGAAGCUGAUUUGAAGCUCCAAAAGGAAAAAGACAAUAAAAACCAAAGGACUUCCUUUGGUAAUAGAGCAGUGUUUUAACAAGGGAGACGUGGAUAAGGAAACAAGCUUUAUUAUCUUAUUCCUUAAACCUGUCUCUAUGAUUUCGUGGUUUCGUUCGUUGUAUGUGUGGGGUUUGGAACAAAACUAAGGCAAUACUUGAAAUUGUCGUAAACUAAGUUCUUCCACUGUAACAUUGUAAACUGUAACAUGAGCUCCUAUUUCGUGAACCCUCUCUUUUCCAAGUGCAAAGGCAGUGAAAGGUUGGAACCAACUUACUACGACUGCAGGUUCCCUCAAGGCGUCACCCGGAGACACACGCUGGUGUACGGUGCGGGAGCGGCGGCGACGGGAUUUCAGCACCCGCCCCAUCACGUCCAAGCCUUCUUUCACCAUAGGACGCCGGCGAUCUCCACACCAGGCUACCAGCAGAAUCAAUGCGCCUUGGCUUGUCAUGGAGAUGGCACUACAUUGUAUGGAUACGAAGCGCUUCCAAAACAAACGCUUUAUGGUACCCAACAAGAGGCACGCGUGGCGCUAUACCCAUACUGUAAAUCGUCAAAUGGCACUAACCUCGGAGAAGGACAAGGGGACCUAAAUCAAAACCAGUUUCCUAGUCUCAUGUUUCCAUGGAUGAGACCGCACGCCCCCGGAAGACGGAGUGGCCGACAGACCUACAGUCGAUACCAAACACUGGAGUUGGAGAAGGAAUUUCUAUUCAACCCUUACCUCACCCGUAAACGUCGGAUCGAGGUGUCUCACGCUUUAGGGCUGACGGAGCGGCAGGUGAAGAUUUGGUUCCAAAACCGACGGAUGAAGUGGAAAAAGGAGAACAUCAAGGACCAAUUUCCGUGUCAAAGAGUAGAGACAGAGAACGAGGGUAAUGGUGAUGGUGAUGGUGAAGGAGAGGGCGAUGAUGAAGGCAAUGAUGAUGGUGAAAGAGAAGAGGGAGACAAAAAGGAAAUGGGAGUGGAAGAGGAGGCGAAAGAGUGAUUUUUAUUGCUCUUUCUUUUUAUGGUUAUAUGGCUUAAAAGUUGAAAGAUGGUCCCGGGAGAAGGAGAUCACAUUUUCUCACAACCGUUUUACUGAGUCAACAAGAUGAGAGAAAAAUAACUGUUCUGGAUUACAGCAAAUGGCUCCCUCUAUGAGGAUUAUAACUACUAAUAAUGUUUAACUUAUACAGUCUCCAAACGCUGCAAAGGUUCUCAUAACAUAAAGACCUGAAGCACAUGCAAAUCAUAUUGUUACGUAUAUGUCCAUAUCACAGAAUGCACAAGAGGAUAGGAUGUCUGGAAAUGUUUAAAUGUUCCAUAAAUGUUGUCAUUCGAGGAGAAGGGUUCAUUAUUAAUACAAAUUGUUUGUACUUUGUUUUCCUCGAGUAUUUUUUAUGUGGGUUUGUGUGUGUGCAUUAGGAUGAUCGGAGUUUUAUUUUAUUCAUAACUGCCAAUUCUAAAGGUGGGGGGGAAAGGGUGGCAGUUGGCCCAGUGGUUAAGAUCGUUCGGCCAGUAAGGGAUAUUUCAUGUUGUUGUGUCUCAAAUUUCAAUCUAUACGCCUAUUAUUUUCACAAAUAUUGGCCUACUAUUGUGUAUUGUAAUGUAGCCUAUAUUUUGUAAACAUUGUGUGCGCUGUCUGUUCUUUUGAUCGGAAAUUCGACAUAUGUAGAAUAUUUCUUGAUUCUUGACCUAAUUCUGGAAAAUGUAAGAUUCUAGAAGGCAGCAAUAAGUUAUUUUUAUGUGAUUAUUAGCCUAUAUUCGUUUUAAAUAGACCGGGAACUCUUUACUACCUAAGUAGAUCUAGAUGCACUUAGAGGUGAUGGUAAAAUUUACCAAGAAAACGGUUUUGUCAUUAGCAAUGUGGAUCUAUACAUUCUCACUGAAGGGACAAGCCAGUGCAAUGGUAGGCCUGUAACACAUUAUAUUGCAUUUGAUUGCACGAUACUUAUGGUGUUACUUGUGGCGGUAUAGUAGGACCUAUAUUGAUCUUCCAAACAAAUGUCUCUGCGCCAUACUACCUAGUCAGCUAAAGAACGGUGUAACAACAAUUGGUGUCCCAACAACUUAAACUGCCUUAAGUAAUGCACAUUUAUUUAACAAAUAUGUUAUAAUUGAACAAAGAAUUGUACUUCAGCGUUUAAAUAUCAUUAGCCUACAAUAUUGUGCUGAUGCAAUAGACUCUUUUUUAUUGCACUGAAUAUGACCUCUGUAUGUCUUCGUAUUUCUUGUUGUACAAAUCAGCUUGAUUUCUUAUGUUAAAGUUAAAGGAGGGUAUGUUGGUUGCGAGUCCACACACACCUGAUUGGCAUGAACAUGUUCAAAUAAAUGGAAAAAAAUCUGAA